GCCCCGUGGCUGCGGCCGCUGCGCUCCAGGCGCCUCCUCUCAUAAACCCAGUCAGAGCUCACUGACGCUUCCCGUUACUCCCAGGAGAAGAAGCAGCAGAAACCAACGCAAAGCGCACAGCUGGGAAACUCCUGCGACUUUAUGGCAAUCAACUAAAAGGGUAGUCGGCCCUCUGAUAGUUAUUUUUUAUUACUCUGAUUGUGUAUGGAAAGUGCUCCUGGAUGGACCUGGGGGAAAACAGCUGGUCCAUGGUCAAGCGAGAAGUUUCCAGCAGCCCAGGCUCGCCGGCCGAGCAGAGCUACCUGCCCGCUGACAGCAGCAGGAGGGACGGGACCACGCCUCCGAGUGAGCUGGACGUGCUGGGCCACCGCCGCCCGGACAGGUCGCUUCACUCCUACCUUCAUUUCGGACACCACGGCAACGCCACGAGCACCGGCGAGGACAUCCCGCUGUUUACGGACUUGGAUCAAGGGAGCAAGCUCGUCCUCUCCGCCGGAGCGCACAAGACAAGCCUGCUGGUGGACCCCGCAGACAUGUACCAAACUUUGGCCAUCGCCGCCGCCCAGAGCCAGACUGGAUAUGAUUCUUCCUCCGGUGGUUACAUGCACUCCAGCCCUAACUCCCCGGUCUACGUCCCCAGCUCCAGGGUAAACCCGAUGAUCUCCAGCCUCUCCUAUCUGCAGGCUGGCGGCUCUGCGCAAUCCGCGCACGGCGUCUCCAGCCACUCUGUUUGGUCGCAGUCCAACCCGGAGAGCCCAUCGUCCUACAGCGCCGGGAGCCCUCACACCACCAGCCGGUUCCACUACCCCCCUAGUCCGCCUAUGAACAACGGGACCCCCAGGGACAGUAGCUACACAAACACGCUGAAUGUGGGCAGCAGGGACCAGUACGGCCUCUCCCGGCCCCUCAGUGGGACCUAUCCGAACCCAUACUCCCCUUAUGUGACACCGCAGCUACCCUCACCUUGGACCGGGGGACCUUUUGAUAACACCAUGCUGCACACUUUGCAAAGCAGGGGAGCGCCCUUGAUUAGAGGUCCAAACGGAGUUUCAGAUAUCCUGGAGGACAUGGCGGAGAGUAGGGAAUGCGUGAACUGCGGCUCCAUCUCCACGCCGCUGUGGAGGCGCGACGGCACGGGCCACUUUCUCUGCAACGCCUGCGGCCUCUACAGCAAAAUGAAUGGGCUGAGCCGACCAUUAAUUAAACCACAGAAAAGGACGUCAACCUCCAGAAGAAUCGGCCUCUCCUGCGCAAACUGUCAGACAAGCACAACGACCUUGUGGCGCAGGAAUGCAGAAGGAGAACCAGUAUGUAACGCAUGUGGCCUCUACACUAAGCUACACGGGGUACCUCGGCCGCUCGCCAUGAAGAAAGAGGGGAUCCAGACACGAAAAAGAAAACCUAAAACUUUAAAUAAAACCAAAGGAUCUUCAGGCACCAACAACUCUGUCUCCAUGACUCCCACAUCCACCUCCUCAUCCAAUUCUGAAGACUGCUCCAAAACAAGCUCUCCCUCUGCACAAGUCUCAGGGGUCACUUCGUCCGUCCUGCCUGGCUCAGGGGAAGCAACCGGCUCAGGCUCAGUGGUGAAAUACCCGGGACAGGACAGCCUGUACACCAGUGUGGGUUUGACCCAGCCGUCAGAUGUAGCUUCGGUGAGGGGGGAACCCUGGUGCCCUAUGGCUUUAGCCUAAACACUCAAAGUUUUGUGCGUGUGUGUGUGGACAAAAAUCCAUGACCUCUCCUGUUAUGUCUGGACACUACGAUGUGGAUAUAUCUGGAGGAUAGUGUUUGCCCCCCUCCAUUUCCGAAUGCCCCCCCCCCCACCCCAGCCGAUGCAAAAAGAAUCCAACACGGAGGGAAAAUGCGGGCUAGACAAGCACCAGUCAGAGUUUAACCUUGAUCCAUGCAUGGAAUAUCUGGGAUUGGUGCUGGCAUUUUGCAGUCAGUGGCAAUGUCAUGGUGAACAAUCAGUCAGGUGGCGUGCACUGGAUGGUUUUUAAGCCCGUUGUUCACUCUGAUCUCUACUGCCAGUGGUUUUGUAAAGAAAAAAAAAAGCCAUCCUGUAAAUAACGGAUCUCCCCUCCGCAGAAAACACUGCUGAUUGGACAAGAGUGCUUGAUGAAGCAAUGAGGACGUUUAGAUUGUUGUUCUUUUUUUUUUUCUCCCCACAACUGGAAUCAUGCCGUAAGUGCUGAGAUGACUUUGAUGAAUCAAAAUAAAAAAUAUAUAUAUAUUUAUAAAUCUCCAAAUGUUGAGAAUGUGGCUAUGAUUGUUAAUAAAGAUAUCAAUAUAGAGCAGAUGUUAAA
This is a messenger RNA of Cyprinodon tularosa, 2309 nucleotides long. It is a transcript of the gene gata6, whose product is annotated as GATA binding protein 6. Gene Ontology annotation, molecular function: RNA polymerase II cis-regulatory region sequence-specific DNA binding; zinc ion binding; DNA-binding transcription factor activity, RNA polymerase II-specific. The coding region runs from base 222 to 1694 and encodes 490 amino acids. NCBI's taxonomy places the organism in Eukaryota, Metazoa, Chordata, Actinopteri, Cyprinodontiformes, Cyprinodontidae. The transcript is spliced from 7 exons. Gene Ontology annotation, cellular component: nucleus. The record is from RefSeq and is a predicted model, not a curated record. Gene Ontology annotation, biological process: negative regulation of transcription by RNA polymerase II; positive regulation of transcription by RNA polymerase II; cell fate commitment.